Messenger RNA from Oncorhynchus masou masou (cherry salmon), 3598 nucleotides. It is a transcript of the gene dnajc4, whose product is annotated as DnaJ (Hsp40) homolog, subfamily C, member 4. The transcript has 8 exons. The record is from RefSeq and is a predicted model, not a curated record. Lineage: Eukaryota; Metazoa; Chordata; Actinopteri; Salmoniformes; Salmonidae. The coding region runs from base 224 to 934 and encodes 236 amino acids.
CAGACAACAAUGUUGCAGACAGCAGCACUGCACUCUGUAAAAGACACUUAUGUAACAACCCGUUCCCAUUAUUUUUUUGUUAUGAAACGAAGAAAAUGCCGUUUUUUGUGACUGAGUGGACUCUCCUCUUUGUCCUGUUGCUGACCACUAUCUUUUCAAUGACAUCCUACUGACUGAACGGUAAUUUGUUUUGUAAACUCUAUAGGCAACAAUACUUCCCACCAUGCAGUUGGAGGCCCAGUUGCGUCUUUGUCAGAGCUGUCUAUGGUGCUGCAAGAGCGGACUGCGCCUGCUCUUUCAGAGCUCUGUGCACAGAGCGGCAUUUAACCACUACGACCUUCUUGGUGUAAAACCUGAUGCCACACUGGAGCAAAUCAAGAAUGCAUUUUUCGAUAAAUCAAAAAAGAUGCACCCAGACAGUGACCCGUCUAACCCGGGGCUGCAUGGCCAGUUUGUGGAGCUGAACGAGGCCUACAGGGUGCUGAGUAAGGAGGUGUCCAGGAGAGAGUACGACCUGCGGCAACGGCACCCUUACACCGGGGGACAGGCCUUCAGACCCACCUCCACAUACAACCCCAGGGCGGAAGCUCAGGAGAGUAUGCGCUACUGGGAUCAGUUCAAACACUCUCAGCCUCAGGAGACCACAGCUGAGGAGUGGGAGAGGAAGAGGAAGAGGAACUUUACAAUAGUUAGCUACUGUAUGCUCAUCAUGGGCCUGAGCAUCAGCGCUCACGUUCUCUUCUUUAGAAAGUUGGAGUCAGUCCAUAACAACUUCAUGGACGAAAAGGACAGGGUCAUCACACAGAUCUACAACGAGUCCAAAGAAAGGGCAAGAGUGAACGGGUUUAAGAAGCAGACAGAGAUUCUUAGACAGAAACAUGCAGACUUCCUGGAGAAAUACAAAAUCACUCGCAACAGUGGAGAGGACAAGUAGGAGUUUCGUAGAAUAAGAGUACACCUUAAAACAAGGUGGAUUGAGUUGGCGGAAGGCCAAUGAAGAGGAAUGGAGUCAGUCAGGAAGGGGAGUGAAUGGUUGAGUGUGUUAGGAGUACCUAGCUUUCAAAGAAAAUAACAUUGGGGCAAACGAUGAUGUGCACAGCUGAUGUUUGCUUGGAGCUCGGAUACUAAGCUGAGGAGUAAAAAGAAUAUGUGUAUUAACAACAGUAUGUAAUGCCUGGUUGAAACUGGAACUGGAACAGCAUAUGGGGUACGUGUCUUUGUCACAGUAGAAAGUCGACCCCAGACGUUCUAGGUUUCUUCAGAAGGACAAUGUUUGUGGAGGUUUGGUCCGUAAUCAGAAGACUAACAGCAGUAGGACCUGGUCGUUAUAGCAACACAUCUCUUCCUCUGUUGGAUGGAACCAAGACUCCUGUUAGCCAGUUGCUAAUUGGUUCACAGUGACAUGCCAUUUUCCCCCAUGCCCGUUCAGAGGAAGUCUGAUUGGGGUUCAUAUGACAGUGGGAAUUUGCACACUGGAGAUCCAGUACAGUGUUGUGUACUGAAGACAAAUCAAAGGUAAAAAUCCCUUCAUGACGGAUAGGGGGUGCUGUGUACAGCUUCCCUUGAACCAAUGGGAUUCAGUCAUUGUGCCUCUCUGUGAGUCAAUGAUAUCAUGGAACUCUUGACAUCGCUCCUGGGCCCAUGGUGGACCCAAAUACAGUCAUAAAGAGUUUUUCCUGACAAUGAUACCUAUAGGCAAUAUUUCGGGCCUAGAGCAUUUCCUGGUAAUAUGAUGAGGGAAAACUGUUCCCAGAUACAAUGCAUUCGGAAAGUAUUCAGACCCCUUGAUUUUUUCCACAUUUUGUUACAUUACAGCCUUAUUCCAAAAUUGAUUAAAUAUUUUCCCCUCUCAUCAAUCUACACACAAUACCCCAUAAUGACAAAGUAUAAACAGGUUUUUAGAAAUGUUUGCAAAUUUAUAAAAAACUGAAAUAUCACAUUUACAUAAGUAUUCAGGCCCUCUACCCAGUACUUUGUUAAAGUACCUUUGGCAUUAUUCUCUGCCGUUAUUCUAAAGCUCUGUCAAGUUGGAUGGGGAGUGUUGCUGCACAGCUAUUUUCAGGUCUCUCCAGAGAUGUUUGAUCGAGUUCAUGUCCGGGCUCUGGCUGGGCCACACUAGGACAUUCAGAGACUUGUCCCGAAGCCACUCCUGCGUUGUCUUGGCUGUGUGCUUAGGGUUGUUGUCCUGUUGGAAGCUGAACCUUCACCCCAGUCUGAGGUCCUGAGUUCUCUGGAGCAGGUUUUCAUCAAGGAUCUCUCUGUACUUUGCUCUGUUCAUCUUUCCCUCAAUCCCGACCAGUCUCCCAGUCCCUGCCGCUUUUAACAUCCCACAGCAUGAUACUGCCACCACCAUGCUUCACCGUAGGGAUGGUGCCAGGAUUUCCCCAGACGUGACACUUAGCAUUCAGUCUUGGUUUCAUCAGACCAGAGGAUCGUGAUCUCUCAUGAUCUGAGAGUCCUUUAAGUACCUUUUGGUCACUACCAUAAAGGCCUGAAUGGUGGGGUGCUGCAGAGAUAGUUGUCCUUCUGGAAGUUUCUCCCAUCUCUACAGAGGAACUCUGGAGCACUGUCAGAUUGAUCAUUGUGUUGUUGGUCACCUCCCUGACCAAGUCUCUUCUCCCCCGAUUGCUCGGUUUGGCCGGGUGUCCAGGUCUAGGAACCGUCUUGGUGGUCCCAAACUUCUUCCAGUUUAGAAUGAUGCAGGCCACUGUCUUCUAUGGGACCUUCAAUGCUGCAGAGAUGUUUUGGUACCCUUCAACAUGAUCUGUGCCUCGACAUAAUUCCGUCUCUGAGCUCUACGGACUAUUCCUUCGACCUCAUGGCUUUGUUUUUGUCUGACAUGCACUGUCAACUGUGAGACCUUAUAUAGGCAGGUGUGUGUGCCUUUCCAAAUCAUAUCUAAUCAAUUGAAUUUACCACAGGUGGAAUCCAUGUCAAAACAUCUCAAGGAUGAUCAAUGGAAACAGGAUGCAUCUGAGUUCAAUUUCGAGUCUCAUAGCAAAGGGUCUGAAUACUUGUGUAAAUAAGGUCUUUCUUUUUUAAAUGUAUACAUUUGCAAACAUUUCUAAACACCUGUUUUCGCUUUGUCAUUAUGGCAUGUUAUUUGUAGAUUGAAAAAAAAUGUAUUUAAUACAUUUUAUAUUAAGGCUGUAAUGUAACAAAAUGUUGAAAAGGGGAAGGGGUCUGAAUACUUUCUGAAUGCACUGUAUAAUCAAUUUUUUUUUUAUUGAAAGGACAUGGAAUCAAGAAAAACUUGAAAAUGAAGUCAUAUUAUGACUUUCUAAAAUUGUAUUUAAUUGUACCCUUGUCUGAUGUUGACAAAUAAAUUUUAGGAAUGUUAAUUAUAAAAGGGAAAUAUUUGAUUUAUUGCCCAUGUGGGCAACCUCAAUCUCUGAGAUGAGGAUAUUGUAUUUAAUUUAUUGCUAUGUUGACUGCCAACUGACACUUACCAUAAUGCCUUGUUUCAGUGUCUUAUUAGUCACAGAUUGUGUUUCAGAGUGAUUUUUUUAUGACCGCAUUUAAAAUAACUCUUCCCAGUGUCAUUAUAGAUUCAUUCAAUGAUAAAUAAAUACUGUUCCUCUGGUCUCAACCCAAAUCA